AAGUGAUUCCGAUAAGAACUAAAAGAAGAGGGUCGGCGGUCUUUACUUUUCCACUGGCAGAUAGGACAUUUGGCUAUCACAGAAAAUAUUGAGAAAAAUUAAAGCAAGCGCGGAGAAGUCUGUUUUCGAUUUAAUUCUCUUUCUCUCUCGUGCUCUCGUUUACCACUUUAACGCCGCUUUCACUCGUUCCACCGGUCUUGCUGUUCUCUGAAGCGGGGGAAGAUGGGUGGGUCUGUAAAGGAUCUUCAGUCAAAGCAAGAGCUCGAUACUGUGCUUCAUGAGGGCUCACCGGUUAUUCUUCACUUCUGGGCAUCCUGGUGUGAAGCUUCCAAGCAGAUGGAUCGACUCUUCUCCCAUCUCUCCACGGAUUUCCCGCAUGCCCAUUUCUUCAGGGUUGAAGCUGAGGAGCAACCUGAGAUAUCUGAAGCAUUUUCAGUUUCUGCAGUACCUUACAUUGUCUUCUUCAAAGAUGGCAAGACUGUGGAUACAUUAGAGGGUGCAAAUCCAUCUAGUUUGGCCAACAAAGUUGCUAAAGUUGCAGGGUCUGUCAACUCUGGAGAAUCUGCUGCUCCUGCUAGCCUGGGGAUGGCUGCAGGACCUGCUGUUAUUGAAUCAGUUAAAGAAUUUGCCAAGGACAAUGGCUCUUCCAAGUUAGAAUCAGGCCUCAGUGAUCCAUUGAAAAAUCUCUUGCAGCAACUAAUCGAGUCUCAUCCAGUCAUGCUUUUCAUGAAAGGAAGCCCUGAAGAGCCAAAAUGUGGGUUUAGCAGAAAGGUGGUUGACAUCUUGAAGGAGGAAGGGGUCAAAUUUGGAAGUUUUGAUAUUCUAACAGAUAAUGAUGUUCGUGAGGGGUUGAAGAAGUUUUCCAACUGGCCAACCUUUCCACAGCUUUACUGUAAGGGGGAACUACUUGGUGGAUGUGAUAUUGCAAUAGCAAUGCAUGAAACUGGAGAACUCAAAGACAUUUUCAGAGAUCAUGGGGUUCUAACUUCUAGUUCUGAGGCAAAAGAGACUGACCCAGAAAAGACUUCAACAACCUCUUCCUUGGCUGGGAAAGGUGGUGUGACUGACUCCACUGGCUUGAGUGCAACCUUGACCUCUAGACUGGAAAGUCUCAUCAACUCGGGUCCAGUCAUGCUGUUUAUGAAGGGGAGACCAGAAGAACCAAAGUGUGGUUUCAGCAGCAAGGUAGUUGAGAUUCUUCAACAGGAAAAGGUGGACUUCCAGACUUUUGACAUCCUCACUGAUGAUGAAGUACGGCAAGGGCUCAAGGUUUAUUCUAACUGGUCCAGUUAUCCCCAACUAUAUAUUAGAGGUGAACUGAUAGGAGGAUCUGACAUUGUGUUGGAGAUGCAGAAAAGUGGGGAAUUGAAGAGGGUGUUAACUGAGAAAGGCAUCUCUGAAAAACAGACUCUUGAGGACCGGCUACAGAAGCUAAUCUCAUCUUCAACAGUGAUGCUCUUCAUGAAGGGUACCCCAGAUGCUCCUCGAUGUGGUUUCAGCUCCAAGGUUGUGAAUGCUUUAAGGGAAGAGGGGGUGAGGUUUGGGUCCUUUGACAUUCUAUCUGAUGAGGAAGUCAGGCAGGGAUUAAAGACCUUCUCGAACUGGCCAACCUUCCCUCAGCUUUACUACAAAGGUGAGCUGAUAGGAGGUUGUGACAUUGUAUUGGAAUUGCGCAACAGUGGUGAGCUGAAGUCUACCCUAUCUGAGUAGUACCAAGAUCAACCAUCCAAAUUGAAAGUGUUUCUGAAAUAAUGCGGACACAACCUUCACCGUGAUUAUUUGAUGAAGUCCAUUUCUAACUGUGUUUGGUGUUACUAUACGUGUUUGAAAUAGGAAUCGUGUACUUCAUGCUUGAUUGAUAUUCAGUACUUAAGCCAGGACUAGAUAUGGGCAUCCAUGAAAAAUUGAACUAUCAAAAUUCAUACUCAUAUUGGUUCUCUAUGCUAACCUCUUGUUAUUA
Molecule: messenger RNA, 1960 nt
Organism: Nelumbo nucifera (sacred lotus)
Lineage: Eukaryota; Viridiplantae; Streptophyta; Magnoliopsida; Proteales; Nelumbonaceae
Gene: GRXS17
Product: thioredoxin family protein
Biological process (GO): intracellular iron ion homeostasis
Cellular component (GO): nucleus; cytosol
Source: RefSeq, a predicted model, not a curated record